AUGGACCCACCUCAAUUUCAGGGUGGGAAGAGCGAGGACGCUCAUGAGUUUUUAACUACCUGCCGAGAGCUACUAGAGGUGGUUGGAUUAGCUGAGUCACAUGGGGUUCGAUAUGCUACACUCCAGCUUCGUGGACCAGCGAGAGACUGGUGGAGGACUUAUUCGGAGGUUUUGCAAGUUGGAUCUCCUCCAGUGACUUGGGAGCAGUUUGCUAGUGCAUUCCAAGAUCGUUUUAUCCCAUGGAGCGUGAGAGAGGAGAGUUGCCUGAGGUUUGAGAGUCUAAGACAGGAUGGUUUAUUGGUUACAGAGUAUGAGGCGUGUUUUUGCCAGUUGUCUAGGCAUGUAUUGGCCAUUAUUCCAAAUGAGACAGAGAGGAUCCGCAGAUUUUUGAGGGGAUUGACUUUCUCUAUCAGGUCAGCUGUGUUUUGGACAUCUAGGGAGGGGGCUUCUUUCCAGUCCAUUGUCAGCGCCGCCAAAGAGGCGGAAUUGAUGGAGAGAGUGGAGUUUGGGGACCCUAAAAGAGCUCGUAUAUCAGGUAAGUUUAAUGGUGCCUCAUCUGGAGGUAGGGGAUCACAGAGAGUGAGUGGUUCUUUUCUGCAGCGGGGACCUAUUCAUGCAUCUAUGCCGACAUUUGAGGGUGGCCAGACAUCUAGGGGUUCUUAUGGACCGGGUCAGGGCUCGUACGGUUCAGAGCAGCGACCUAUAGGGCGAGGCAAUUAUAGUGGGUUUUUAGGGUCCACACAGCAGUUCCUAGGUCAGAGAUUUUGUUUUACUUGUGGAGAUCCCGAUCAUCUAAUGCGGCAGUGUACUUCUCAAAGGGGUCGUGGUGGGCCUCGACUUAAUUCUUCAUUCCAACUAGAACACCAGCUCCACAGGGUAGAGGUCGUGGCAGAGUUCAGUCAGGUAGAGGUGAUAGAGUUUCUAGUAGUGGUGUUGAAGCUCAACAAAAUGGGGGUAGAGGUACCACACAGGCUGGAGGUGGACGAGGAGCCCACUGCUAUGCUUUCCCCGGGAGACCUGAGGCGGAGACCUCUGAUGCUGUUCUUACAAACUGUGACUUUAAUAAUGCCUGGUGUUCCGAGGGUUGAGUGGAAGAGUGUUAGUGGUUCUUAUCCUAGCAAGGUCAUCUCUUUUAUCCGUGCUCAGAGACUGGUAGAGAGGGGGUGUUUGUCUUACUUAGCUUUUAUUCGGGAUACUAGUAUUGAACCACCUCCCAUGGACUCUAUUCCCGUGGUUCAGGAGUUUCUCAAUGUAUUUCCUUCUGAUCUUCCAGGUGUUCCUCCCGAUAGGGAUAUCGAUUUUGCUAUUGAUUUGGAGCCGGGAACUAAGCCUACUUCUAUACCUCCAUAUCGAAAGGCCAAUGUUGUAGCCGAUUCUCUGAGUAGGAAGACUCCUAGCAUGGGGAGUCUUGCAGCGCAUAGUAUUGAGGAGAGACCAUUGGCUAGAAAUGUGCAGAUAUUAGCUAACAGUCUUGUCCGCUUGCAGAUAUCAUAA
Molecule: messenger RNA, 1494 nt
Organism: Solanum pennellii
Lineage: Eukaryota; Viridiplantae; Streptophyta; Magnoliopsida; Solanales; Solanaceae
Exons: 3
Coding region: 1-1494 (497 amino acids)
Molecular function (GO): nucleic acid binding; zinc ion binding
Source: RefSeq, a predicted model, not a curated record